Messenger RNA from Photinus pyralis (common eastern firefly), 1080 nucleotides. Its product is annotated as protein ALP1-like. The transcript is spliced from 4 exons. The record is from RefSeq and is a predicted model, not a curated record. The coding region runs from base 148 to 1080 and encodes 310 amino acids. Lineage: Eukaryota; Metazoa; Arthropoda; Insecta; Coleoptera; Lampyridae.
GACGAUGAUGACAAUGUGAUUGUUAGUCAACAACUUUUAACUACGAGAGAACAUGGGGAAAGUAAACGUGUAUGCAUUAAGAAUUAUGUUGCCAUUGUAGAAAGCUACAGUUUAGAUGAUUUCCGUAAACAUUUCCGAUUGACGAAAAUGAGCUUUGAGGAAGUGCUAAUUAAAAUUGGUGAUAAGUUGUCAAUGGCUAGUUCCGUACACCACACUGGGAGACCUGGAAAUGAUGCGAAAACACAGUUAUUAGUAGGUCUAUGGAUUCUCGCAAAUCAAGAGUCGUACAGAACCGUCGCCGAUAGAUUUGAUCUGACCAUUUCAACAGCAUGGUGUUACUUUAGAAAAGUUGUAGAUACUUUAGUUUCAAUUGCGUCAGAUGUAAUUCAGUGGCCUAAAAAUGAAUCACAGAGACAGUGCUUCUCCACUGCAUUUCGUAAAAGACAAGGAUUUCCAAAUGUUAUAGGUACGAUUGAUGGAACGCACAUACCAAUAGUGGCCCCACACAAUAUGGCAAACUCUUACAUCAACAGAAACAAAUAUUAUUCAAUUGUCUUACAAGGAGUUUGUAAUGCUAGAUAUAAAUUUAUCGAUUGUUAUGCCGGUCCCCCUGGAAGUGUCCAUGAUGCCAGGGUAUUAAAAAUGUCUCCCUUAGGAAAAAAAUUGAACCACAAUAUUCAUGAUCUCGUGCCCUCAGAUUAUCACUUGUUAGGUGAUUCAGCGUAUUCAAAUGCAAGUCACCUACUUACGCCUUACAAAGACAAUGGACAUUUGAGUCGAAAACAGAAAAAUUAUAAUUACAAGCACUCUGCUACAAGAGUAGCUAUUGAGCAAGCAUAUGGGCUGUUAAAAGGUAGAUUCCGCAUUUUGAGAUACGUAAAUAUAUAUGACACCAAAGUAAUUCCCAGCGUUAUUAUAAGUUGUUGUGUUUUACAUAAUAUUUGUGUUGAUGCAAAUGAUUUAGAUGUAGAGCCGUAUCAAGAAGAUGCAGAUGCUAAUGUUGCUGUAGGUAUUAAUGAUAGAAACUUAGACACUAAAGGACGCAUUAAACGUGAUGAUAUCGCAGAAAUUAUAAAUUAA